Molecule: messenger RNA, 831 nt
Organism: Fasciola hepatica (liver fluke)
Lineage: Eukaryota; Metazoa; Platyhelminthes; Trematoda; Plagiorchiida; Fasciolidae
Source: the annotation of a GenBank genome assembly
AUGCUUCUCGAGCUAGAUACGCCUCUUCAAAUUUGUGGGGAUAUACACGGACAGUUUUCCGAUCUCCUCCGGCUGUUCGAAUUGGGUGGAUUCCCUCCUCAUUCCAACUAUCUCUUUCUGGGUGACUAUGUGGACCGCGGAAAAAAUAGUUUGGAGACUAUUUGUCUUCUGUUAGCCUACAAGAUUCGCUAUCCAGAAUCAUUCUUCUUGCUGCGUGGCAACCACGAGUGCGCUGCAGUAAAUCGUAUCUACGGUUUCUUUGAUGAAUGCAAACGACGGUUCUCUGUCAGACUGUGGAAGGCAUUCACGGACUGUUUCAAUUGCCUCCCUGUUGCAGCAAUCGUUGGUGGUCGGAUAUUUUGCUGUCAUGGGGGAUUAUCUCCAGACCUACAAAAUCUCGAUCAGAUCCGACAAAUUAUUAGACCAUCGGAUGUCCCUGAUACCGGUUUGCUUUGUGAUCUGUUGUGGUCUGAUCCGAACAGUGAUGUAACCGGUUGGGGUGAAAGUGCAAGAAAUGUGAGCUUCCAUUUCGGUGUGGAUAUUGUUUCCAAAUUUCUGACAAGACAUGAUUUGGAUUUGAUCUGUCGUGCGCACGAGGUAGUGGAAGAUGGGUACGAGUUUUUCGGUCAUCGCCAGCUGGUCACCGUGUUCUCCGCACCGAACUAUUGCGAUGAGUUCAACAAUGCCGGCGGAAUGAUGAAAGUGGACGAAAAUAUGAUCUGCUCGUUUCAGAUUCUAAAACCAGCGGAGCGCAAAGCACGAUAUUUGUAUCAGGGUUUGAACAAAACCAGUGCACCACAGCAACCGGAGAGAACACGCAGUGCUCUCUGA